Symbiodinium pilosum is the source of this 987-nucleotide messenger RNA. NCBI's taxonomy places the organism in Eukaryota, Dinophyceae, Suessiales, Symbiodiniaceae. The record is from the annotation of a GenBank genome assembly.
AUGCGGAGUCAGGGCAACUCCGCGGCAAGCACCGUGAGAUCAAACACGGCGGCGGACCAAAGGCGCCGGCAGCGUCGUCAAGGCUUCCCGGCCCUCGGCAUCUCUGUGCUUGAAAGCGCUGUCAGCGCAGUCCAGGGCCAGACGGAUCUGCCUGACAUCAAGUUCCGUGGCAAUGCAGUGGGAGAGCAAAGAAGCGAAUUGGAUCUCCAGACUUCCUUGCUCAAGGGUGGCACCAAGGAACAGGCACAGAUAUUGGCCAUAGCCCACGGGCUACAAGAAGGCAUUGAAGAUCUGCUGGCGGGUCGGGUCUUCCACCCAGGGGCUGACAAGGACGAGGUCGAGUGGGAUUCAAGCAGUGCGGAGUCUGAUAGCUCCAGCACGCUGCCUCCUACAUCACCCACGGAAUCGAAGAAGGUUGUGCAGGAGGAGCGACCGGAGGCGCAGCCGGCAGAAGCAGAACCAAGCUCCCCACUGCCAGCGAAGAUGAAGAAAGCGUUGGCAGGGAUGCCUGGAUGGAUGCAAGGUGAAGUGGAGUCUGGUGACGAACAGGACUCCAGCAACGAGGACGGCUCCGCUCGAGCAGAUCAUAGUGAUGAUGACAGCGUGGACGGCUUCCUGAACAUCAACUACCAUGACAUUGACGACAUUGUGCAAGAAACAGACGACAGCAAGAUCGAGCAACAAGUCAAUGCUGGUCGAGCAGCAACGAAUCGAAUCAUGUAUGAGUGGAAGGAGAUGGCUCGGGUGAGAUUGACAGAGGAGCUGAAUGAAUGGUUUCAAGAGCGGAAGGCCAAAGGCGGCACGGAGGUUGCAGAAUUGGACGGCACUGAAGCAGAAAGCAACCAGACCAUGGUGUCGCAGGGUGAAGGAAUCCGGGAAGUGAAGAGUGGCAUCGAGAAGAAGGAGAUGGCCUUGUUUUCUACCAUCAGCUGUCCCUCGAUUGAAGUGCUUCCCCGGCUUUCAGCAAAAGUUCGCCACCCGCAUUGA